AUGAUUCACAAUUACAAAGCCGAAGAAAUAGCCACUUGUUUGAACCAUUCACGUGUACUUUAUAUUGGUGACUCUAUUAUGCGUGAACAAUUUUAUUCGAUGAACAAACUUACGCAUUCAUUGGAUAUUGAAGGUCCUUUACAUAUUGAUCGCAAAUAUAUUUCAGAAAAGCAUGGUCUGGUAUAUGAAUUUUGGUGGGAUCCUUAUAUCAAUCAAACACGUACUAUAGAUUUACUAAAAGGACAAGAUACUACAGGUGAUAAACCAAGUUUACUCGUUAUUGGUUCUGGUAUUUGGUACGAACGACGAUUGUCUGACGAUACUUAUCUGGAUGAAUGGAAACGUGCUGUUGAUCGUGUAUUUGAUGGAGUGCAAUCCACUGAUACUAUUGCUGAUGCUGUUAUGCUUUCUCCUGUGGAAAUUCCUCAAUUUGACCGUCUUAACGCUGAUAGACAACGUUUACUCACUUUGGAUAAGACAACCAUCAUGAACAACUACUUGCAUCAACGCGAAUUAUCCGUCCGUCCGAAAUUACCUUUUGCUGUUGCUUUUGUAUGGAACACUAUUGCUACUUCUACUGUCAACAUCACUUUGGAUGGAUUACAUUAUUUAUCACCUGUUACCACCCCACAAGCUCAAAUCGCUUUGAAUUAUAGAUGUAAUCAACAAUUACCGAAACACUAUCCUAUCGAUACCACCUGCUGUAUUAUUUAUCCCUCUCCUCGUUGGUAUCAAUCCAUCUUUUUUGUUUUGUUCUUGGUUUGGGUACCUCUAGGCUUUUUCUUCAUUGAUUCCACAAAGACAUGGAUCCGGAGAUUAUGUCCUUCCAAUGAUCUCAAAACAUUGACAUCUAUUUUUAUCUUUGGUUUGGGUGUUCUUUACAUGUAUAUGGGUGAUCGAACGCAACUAUUCUCGAAAAUGCACAAAGACUUUGACCCGGUGACAUUUACAAUCCAAAUGCUUUGUGUUGGUUUGAUUGGAUUGAUCUCUAUGACUCGACAACCUGAUGAAGAGGGUGAUCAAGGCUUUUUGAAUCGUGGACAAACAGAUGAAUGGAAAGGAUGGAUGCAACUUGUGAUCCUUGUUUAUCAUUUUACUGGUGCUUCCGGUACACCAGGGAUUUACAAUGUAGUACGAAGUUUAGUGGCAGCUUAUCUCUUUCAAACUGGUUAUGGACAUUUCUUCUUUUUUUACAAAAAGAAAGAUUUUGAUAUAGCUCGGUUUCUUAAUGUGAUGGUGCGUCUGAAUCUACUUACUUUUGUCUUGAUGUACUUGAUGAACACGGACUAUCUUAGUUACUAUUUCACACCUUUAGUCUCACUCUGGUUCCUGGUGAUCUGGAUCACGAUGUAUGUUGGUCAUUCAUAUAAUCACAAGGUCUGGUUCCUUUUGAUCAAGAUGGUUGUGAUGUGUGUUCUUACAACAACAAUGAUUCAUGUGCCUGGUGUGCUUGAAACAACAUUUGAUAUCCUAUCCAAGGUGGCAAACAUCCAUUGGCAUGCAGCAGAAUGGCGAUUCAGGUUGGGUUUGGAUGCUUACAUUGUUUAUGUCGGUAUGUUAUUUGCUUUAGUAACCAUCAAAAUCAAAGAACACAAGAUUGUGCAGGAACAAUCAACAGCCAGUUUCUUUGUGCUCAAAUGGGUCACGGUCUGUAUAGCCGCUCUCAGCAUGAUAUGGUACUUUUGGUUCGAACUACAACAACCCAAUAAACAAGCUUACAACGCACGACAUCCUUAUAUUUCAUGGAUCCCCAUCUUGGCCUUUAUCCUUCUUCGAAACGCUACUUUGUUUUUACGCAACACACAAUCUCGAUUCUUCAUGUGGAUCGGCAAAUGUUCCUUGGAAACAUUUAUCGGACAAUUUCAUAUGUGGUUGGCAGCUGAUACCAAAGGUUUACUUGUAGUGAUUCCAUCUGAUUGGAUUCAUCAUUUGGGUGGUACUGAUUGGGGAUGGUGGCUCAACUUUGUAAUAUCUAGUAUCUUGUUCUUAUGUAUAUGUGACUAUCUCAGUCAAGCUACUGGUACUUUGACAGGAUGGAUUUGUCGGUAUUUGACUUUUACACCAACGACAACAACAACAACUGACACUAAUAGUAAGGAUGAAUUCAUUGUGCGGGAUCAUGGUGAUUAUCAAGCUGUUCCUUUAUUGGCAACCAGAACCAGCAGUGAAAUGGUAGAUAAAGAAGAAGAAGAAGUGGAAGAUAUGCUUAGUUUGGAAGAAGAAAUGAAUACUUGGCAACCAACUCCUUCAAGAUGGAAACGAUGGGCUACUUCUGUUUGGUAUGAUGCAAGAUUCAAGUCUAUUGUUUUUAUUCUGGUCAUGACCCUUGUUAAUCAUUUAUGUUAG
This is a messenger RNA of Halteromyces radiatus, 2346 nucleotides long. RefSeq names its product 10 TM acyl transferase domain found in Cas1p-domain-containing protein. The record is from RefSeq and is a predicted model, not a curated record. Lineage: Eukaryota; Fungi; Mucoromycota; Mucoromycetes; Mucorales; Cunninghamellaceae. The transcript has 2 exons. The coding region runs from base 1 to 2346 and encodes 781 amino acids.